Messenger RNA from Olea europaea var. sylvestris, 1974 nucleotides. RefSeq names its product RING-H2 finger protein ATL13-like. Lineage: Eukaryota; Viridiplantae; Streptophyta; Magnoliopsida; Lamiales; Oleaceae. Bases 350 to 1837 code for a protein of 495 amino acids. The record is from RefSeq and is a predicted model, not a curated record. The transcript has a single exon.
GAGAGCUAAUCUUUUGCCCUUUAGAAUAUUUUGUAUCCGUCUAUUAAGGAAAUAAUUAUUGUUUUGAGCUAAUUAGAUCCAAAGAUAAUGAUGAUCUGCUGAAGAUUCAAAAUCAUCAGAUUCUGGCAUCUCAUUAACUUUCUCUUACAGCUAAUCUCCCUCUCUGUAAAUUUGACUUUGGACGUUUUCUUUUUCCAGUAAAAAAUUCAUGGAGUAACCCGUCGAGUCUUUAUCAUAAAGCCUGUUUAUAUCUCACUCCAUUUGUUUCACACUUGAACUUGCUCUGAAGUUCUCUAGUCGAACGGGACAUUUUCACAACAUAUGAUGGACGUAUAAUUCUCUACUCUUGAUGAUUUUUCUCCAACUUAAUUCUAAAAAAAUGGGUUGGGUUCUUGAAAUUGAAGAAAAGAGUUCUCUUUCUCCUUUACAACACCCAUCAUCUCUCUUUCAGCCAUCUCCACCUCUCCUAUCCAGUUCACAUUCAGGCAGUAAUAUCAGUUUGAAUAAUAAAGUAAGCCCAAGUGUGCUAUUGAUUUUUAUAAUACUUGCCAUCAUCUUUUUCAUUUCUGGUUUGCUUCAUCUUCUGGUUAGAUUCCUUAUAAAACCCACAAAUAGAGAUUCUGAUGAUGAACUAGAAAAUGGGAGCGCCCUUCAAGGUCAGUUGCAGCAACUUUUUCACUUACAUGAUGCAGGUGUUGACCAGUCUUUCAUUGAUACCCUCCCUAUUUUCAAUUACAAGGCCAUAAUUGGUGUGAAGGAUCCAUUUGAUUGUGCUGUUUGUUUGUGUGAAUUUGUGGCAGAAGAUGAGCUUAGGCUUUUGCCUAAAUGUAGCCAUGCCUUUCAUAUGGAGUGCAUAGAUACUUGGCUAUUGUCUCAUUCCACUUGCCCUCUUUGUAGAGCAAUUUUGCUUCCUGAUUUUUCACCCAAUGGUGAUUGCUCCCCUACGGUCCUUGUUCUUGAAUCUGGAAGUGAAAGUUCAAGAGAGAUUGUUCAAGAGGGUGGAUUAGGUUCUACAAAUUCAGUUGCAAGAGUGAAUUCCCAUUUGAGUCAUCUUUAUGGUGAUGAUUGUAGGGUUCUUCAAGCAGAAAAAUCUGGUGAGAUUCAAGAAAAAGAGGACGGAAAUAAAAAAUUAUUUGUGGGUUCAGGAGAAAAUGUUGUUCCAGUAAAGCUUGGGAAGUUUAGAAAUGUUGGUGUUGAUAUUGAAGGUAGUACUAAUAAUAAUAAUGUUGAUGAAAGAAGGUGCCUUUCCAUGGGAUCUUUUGCUUAUGUAAUGGAUGGAAAUACAUCUCUGCAAGUUCCCAUUAGGACUCCAUCUACAAAGAAACAAUCAAGCAAGAAAUCUUCUUUGCCAUUGACACCAGGCCACAGGCUUGCAAUGUCUGAAUGUGGCUGUGAUUCAAGAAGAGAAUUCAAUGGUUUUGAGGCAUUUAGGAAUCUUGAAAAUUCUGAUGGCAAUGAUAGAAAGGUGAUCGGAAAAAGUAAGAGGGAUAGUUUUUCAGUGUCUAAAAUUUGGAUAAGGGGAAAGAAGUAUAAACCCAAUUCAGCCACUGCUGAGGCAUCCAGACGAGCAUUUUCUUUCCGAUUUCCAGUUCACUGGAAUGCUGUGGAUGAGGCCAAGGCUGGUGGCGGAAGUGGUGGUGCUAGGAGGGCUGUAUCUGAAAUUGAUAUUAGUAGGUGGGAGAAUGGAGGGAGUGAAUUGGGCUGUGAUGAGGAAAUCCGAAGCUGUAACAGUCUUGAUUCUCAAGCAAAUCAGCCAUCUUUUGCAAAGAGGACUCUACUUUGGCUUAUGGGGACACAAAAUAAGUUGGUUCAAUCAUCUUUUUCAUACAAUGUUUAGUUUUAUCUUAUCAAUGGGACUUCAGAAAUAGGGGAAACUAGAAACUAGAAAAGAAUAGAUAUCAGUACAAAAUAAUAUCAAAAUGUUUGUUCUCAAGAUUUCACAAAAAUUCCUUAAGUUGUUCAUUUUUCUUUCAA